GCACCGGUCAUGCACGUACGACUUCUCUUUUAGCGAGAGUUUUAGUUGUGCCGUCCCAAGUAGUAGUUUAAAGCAGCUACACUGCAAGCAGUGAUAAAGGAGAGUCCCACCCACACUGUCGUCUCAAGUGCUUCAGCGUGCUUUGCGAGUCUUCAUCAGAAUACGAUUUCACAUUUAAUCAUCGCGCUAUACUCAUUUUUGCAGUUUCCCUCCUCGUGCUUUCUCAUCUUGCGCACCUGUGCUUUGUGCGCCUUUGCACUUUUCCAGAGUUGCCGCAGGCAACACAUCUUGAGACUUCUUUUUUGGCCUCUUUGCAUCCACGGUUUAUCUGCCGGUUGGGCUCUCCAUCUUCUGUGACUCUUUACCUGCUGCUGUCGGGCCGCACACUCUUUUGGCUCUUGUGAGUUGUGUGGUUUGUGCCUAUAGACCUCUCUCUCCGUCUUUCACGCGCCCUCCAUCUUUGGGGCCUUCUUUUCUGUUGUGUCUUGCCGUUGUCACUGCCUGUUUUUUUUUUUCCUCCCCUCUCCGUUGUACGCUGCGCUGUGCCGGCGGGUGGCACGGGGUAACACCACGCUCUCCUUCAUCCUUCUGUGUGUUUUUCUUCCUUUUGUGGAAGGUGUUUGAAACGUGGUAGUGUGGAAUAUAUGUGUAUCGGUAUAUGUGUGUUUGCUCCCAAUCGGGUUCUGGCUGUUUUAUGUUCAUCGCCGCAGGUUUAUGUGCGUCUGAGUAGCUUGUUUCUAUGAAAGAAAAACAAUAACGUUCUUCUUGUUUGGCAUUACGUUGUCUUCAUUUGACUGCAGCAACGAUGACAGUUCUCCAACACGUGUGCUCGAUGGCGAUGGUCAGCCUCGUCGUCCUUGUCAUCCAGAACAGCCUGUUGGUGAUCAUGACGCGCUUCUCGCGCAAAAAUGUAGAUGCCGCCGUGAACUAUCACACCUCCACCUUGGUGCUGAACCAGGAGUGUGCGAAGAUGUUGAUGUGCCUCAUCAUCUACGCCUUUGACGAUGUCCGGAAGCAGUUCGAGCGAGAGUCAGCUUCCUCGUCGUCGCCGCCGCCGCCGUCGCUGGGCAUCAACGGCACGAUCGCAGUCGUCGAAGAAGUUAGCGGUGAUGCCCCUUCGAAGCAAGCCGCAUCUUCGCUCGCUAAGCUGAAAAGCACAGGGGCGAAGGCGCUCUCUUCGCCCAACGACGAUGACAGCGACACCCCACCGUUUAAGGACGAUGAAGCAACCGAAGUUACGGUUGCGACGGUGAUGCGUGGCGCGGACAGCCGCCCUGUUGCGGUAACCUUUGGCGAGGAAGAAGGAGGUACGACGACUGCCGGACCAUCCACGACGGUGCGGCGCGGCAUGCGGGGGACGGUGGUGAGUACCUCACCUGCCGGAUCGAGCAGACCGACGGACCCGGCCGUUAAUCGACGAAGCAGACUUCGAUUUGUGUGGGCGCGCACGCAGACGGCGGUGCAUCUCUACGGCUCCAUGCUUUCUACUGCCGUUCUGCGGCGGGACACGCUCAAGCUGUUCGUGCCGGCCUUUCUCUUCAACUUUCAGAACUUUUUAAUCUUUGUCGGACUUUCCAAUUUGGACGCGGUGUCGUUCCAGGUGUGGUCGCAGACAAAGCUGCUGUCCACCGCCCUCUUCUCCGUGUGGCUGCUGCAUCGCAAGCUGUCGCUGAUGCAGUGGAUUUCUCUCGUGGUGUUAACGGCUGGGGUGCUCGGUGCGCAGCUCGGUGCUCCCAAAGGCGGGUCUCCAUCGGCAGCCGCGUACACGGUGCCCACCAGCUCCACUCCCACGCCGACCCCACGGCAGCUGCUGGGGGCGCAGCGGCGCUUUACCCGGAUGGUGUGGGCGCUUGGUGCUGCGGAAGGGCAAACGACGAUGGACGGUGACGAGGAGCCGCAGGCCAACGCGUUGAUUGGCAUUGCCGCCUGCGUGCUCUCCGGGCUGUCCUCGAGCUACGCCGGGGUGUACUUUGAGAAGGUGGUCAAGACCACCAGUCCGACGCUGUCCAUCCGCAAUGUUCAGCUCUCCAUCUUUGGCAUCCCGCUGGCCUUUGUAUCGAUGCUGCUGCUAGAUGUCAUACCGCGCUGGUACGCCCAGCAUCAGUGCGGCGAUGCGAUACACUGGAACAUCUUCCGAGACCCCUUUCCCGCCGCCGCGUCCCUGCAGCACUUCCGCGACGAUCGGGAGUGCCCGGCGCGACCGUUUUAUUUCUGGCAGCGGUACGACCAGCUCUUAACGUGGGGUCUGGUCGCCAUUCAUGCCUUUGGGGGCCUGCUGGUCGCGAUUGUCGUGAAGUACGCCGACAAUAUUUUGAAGGGCUUCGCGACGGGUGUGGCGGUGAUUGUGAGCGGGAUGAUGAGCUCUGCGAUUUGGGGUUAUAAGCCGACCAUGACUUUUGUGUUCGGUGCCGUGCUGGUGAUUGGGUCAAGUAUUAUGUUUCACAAGUUUGAGCCAAAACGGUAA
This is a messenger RNA of Leptomonas pyrrhocoris, 2464 nucleotides long. RefSeq names its product UDP-galactose transporter (LPG5B). The transcript has a single exon. Lineage: Eukaryota; Euglenozoa; Kinetoplastea; Trypanosomatida; Trypanosomatidae. Gene Ontology annotation, molecular function: UDP-galactose transmembrane transporter activity. The record is from RefSeq and is a predicted model, not a curated record. The coding region runs from base 806 to 2464 and encodes 552 amino acids. Gene Ontology annotation, biological process: pyrimidine nucleotide-sugar transmembrane transport. Gene Ontology annotation, cellular component: Golgi membrane.